GUUUGGCAGUGUCCAUCCCUGGACUGGAGAGGGCUCUUCAUCAGUACACCCUGGAGCCCUCCGAGAAACCUUUUGAUCUGAAAUCUGUUCCUUUGGCAACAGCUCCCAUCACUGAGCAAAGAGCAGAAACUACCCCCAUUGCUGUAGUCAAACAGCCAGAGAAGGUGGCAGCAACACGGCAAGAAAUAUUCCAAGAGCAACUGGGGGCAAUCCCGGAGUUUCGGGGGCUGGGCCCGCUCUUCAAGUCCUCCCCAGAGCCUGUGGCCCUCACGGAGCUGGAGACGGAGUACGUGGUUCGCUGCACCAAGCACACGUUUGUCAGCCACAUGGUGUUCCAG
This is a messenger RNA of Tinamus guttatus (white-throated tinamou), 338 nucleotides long. Lineage: Eukaryota; Metazoa; Chordata; Aves; Tinamiformes; Tinamidae. The record is from RefSeq and is a predicted model, not a curated record.